CUACAUGUGCACUUGCCCCGCGAUGGAUUGGAACUUCCCAUUUUCAACUUUACAACAAUGUUUAACAUUCUGGAUCAAAACCGAGCAACCCGAAUUCUAUCAUCUUCUACGCUUUUAUCUUUUAUUUUCCAUACAUAGUGCAAUAGAUACCCAUAGAAAUCAAGAUGCCUCCAAGACACCAGACCCUUCCACCGGCCCAGACCUCCUCCGCGCGCGCCGCCCUCCAAUCCUUUUACUGCGAGCUCUGUUCGAAAGGCUAUUCGCGCAUGAACGACUACGAGGCCCACUUGGGCAGCUACGAUCAUAGCCAUCGCCAGCGCAUGAAGGACAUGAAGCAGAUGGUCAAGGAUCCCACCGCAGGCGCACGCGCUAGGAAGGCCGAGGCAAAAGCAGACGGGCUCAUCAGUAUUAAACUAGGCGAUUCUAAUACAGGUAGUACUGGGGGUGGUGGAUUCAAGAAGGGAGGGUUCAAGAAGUCCGGCUUCAAGAGCGCAUUCACACCGAUAGGCGGAUCGGCCGACGAUGAAGAGAACAACAAACCGAAGGAAGCCGACACGAGCAACGUUAACAGCAAAGAAGAGAAGGUUAUACCGAGGGAUCUAAAUGCUGAGAGCGACACCGAUGAUGAGGGAUAUGAAGUCUAUAAUCCACGCUUCCCAACAGAUUGAAGUAUUCGUAGCCUAUGGUAUGUAUUCACAUAGAUACAUCUGACGAUACAUCCGGUAGGGCUGUUGGGAUCCAUACAUCCCGAGAUCUCAAAUUGGGGGAAAUCGGGAUCUGUAGCUACAAGUCGCGUCGAAGAACCGAGUGUACGAUACUUCACGACCGACACGCGUCACAAUAGCUACAUAGGCAGCUCCGCCGAGUAGGUACCUAAUGCUUCGUAGACCUUGAGAAAUAAGUUGAGUCCUAGGCAUGCUCAUGAAGCCGUGAUCAGGGUUUGGAGGUGAUCAAUUAGAAGCACAGGAUAUCCAUCAUCUCAUAAAAUAGUAGCUACAGAAUGAAUAUUACAACACAUGGCACCGAGACAUUGUAGAACUCUCGCGGAGAUGCUAGUGUUUACCGUUCACGCAAUACCAACAGCUCAAUUCCAUAAUUCCAGUUGACUGCAGAAGAUCUUCCUC
Annulohypoxylon truncatum is the source of this 1124-nucleotide messenger RNA. RefSeq lists its product as uncharacterized. The record is from RefSeq and is a predicted model, not a curated record. NCBI's taxonomy places the organism in Eukaryota, Fungi, Ascomycota, Sordariomycetes, Xylariales, Hypoxylaceae. The transcript is spliced from 2 exons. The coding region runs from base 165 to 668 and encodes 167 amino acids.